Funneliformis caledonium is the source of this 270-nucleotide messenger RNA. The record is from the annotation of a GenBank genome assembly. Lineage: Eukaryota; Fungi; Glomeromycota; Glomeromycetes; Glomerales; Glomeraceae.
AUGCUUACUUCAAUACCCUCUCGUCGAGGUUGUACUUUCAAUAUUCCUAGAAUCAGGGCUUUUCAUAUUCCUGUCUUUAGAAAAACAAAGAAUACUUUUGCGAAUCAACUUGAACACUCUCUAAUGAAAAUCACCUGUAUCACUUUUGAAGCAUUUUAUGGACCUGCUCCUACUCCUGCUACUCCUAUUAUUUCUAACAUUAUCACUGCUAUUUUUGAAGAUUCUCCUUAUCUCUCUUGUCUUUUGGAGUUACAAUCUAAUCUUUGUUAA